Molecule: messenger RNA, 276 nt
Organism: Mesocestoides corti
Lineage: Eukaryota; Metazoa; Platyhelminthes; Cestoda; Cyclophyllidea; Mesocestoididae
Source: the annotation of a GenBank genome assembly
AUGCGACGUGAGAACCAAUUACCUGGCGCGUUUGAAGAUUGCCUCGUGCAAUGGAGGCCGGAGCACAGGGUAAGUCCACGCACACAGACGAUUCAGGUGACGCGGAGAAAGAAGGUGCCCUUCGCCGUCCUCUUUAUCGAACAAAAAGCGCCAACAGCGCGUCAGCUUCGAGUUCACCAGCGCUUAAUGGCGGAGGUGUUGAAAAAGAGGACAAGGGAAGCCGCCAUGAUUAAUUGCGAUGGCGCUGACAUUCACGGGAAGGGCACGUUCACGUGA